Homarus americanus (American lobster) is the source of this 393-nucleotide messenger RNA. RefSeq lists its product as uncharacterized. Lineage: Eukaryota; Metazoa; Arthropoda; Malacostraca; Decapoda; Nephropidae. The coding region runs from base 1 to 393 and encodes 130 amino acids. The record is from RefSeq and is a predicted model, not a curated record. The transcript has a single exon.
AUGAAUCAUCAGCAGGAAAAACUGGUGUUACGGGGGGAAACUGUCGCGUUGAGAGAGGCUGGCCAUACGAUUGCAGGCAUAGCAAGAGAGCUAGGAAUAUCGAAACCAACACUGCAACGUUGGUGGCAGAGAUGGGAGGAAAGUGGAAACCUCCUAAACCGACCUAAGUCUGGCGGACCAAGAAAGACUACCGCAGCGGACGAUCAAAGAAUUGUGGAUGCAGCGACACAGUCUCCACUGACAAAUGUAGUCACCAUUAGGGAACAGCUUCAACUUGACAUUUCUGCAGAAACUGUGAGAAGGCGGUUACACGAGGUCAGAAUACAUCAUAGGACUCCGGCAAUUAAGGAAAAGCUAGAUAGCCAUCCUACUGCCAGACUCCAGUUUGCCUAG